UCCAUCUCAAGAUUCUCAACUGUAUUUUGUUUCUGGGUGUUCUUUGAGCUUCUUUUACAUGGAAUCGCCCUUCUCUCAAUCCAUUAAGGCCGCAAAAAGCGAAAGAUUUUUCCUUUAAUCGCCCUCUCCCUUUCUAUUCAUAAAGCACCUUUAAUUCAAUGGUGGCUCUUCACUUUACCCCCCAACCCUUCCCGAUUUCCACCUCCCUUUACCUCUUCUCUAUUUGUUUCUUUUCUUCUUUUUCUUUCUCCUUGAUCUCUUUUUCAUCACCUGCAUUCUCUCGCUAGCCUUAUCUUUAUAAUCCCUUUCGCCCUUUUGAAAUUUGGGUUUUCAAUUCGGUAGCCUAAAUCCACAGAGCGAGAGAAAGAAAAGUUUUUUGUUUUUUUCUUUUUUCUAAUAAAAAAGCUAAGCUCUGGCAAUGGAAGAGCCAGGGCAAUUAAAAAGGGCAUUACUUGAUGCUAGUGCAGGCGCCAUUGCUGGUGGCAUUUCCCGGACGGUUACUUCUCCUCUUGAUGUUAUUAAGAUAAGAUUCCAGGUUCAAUUGGAGCCAACAGCUUCUUGGGCUUUGAUUCGGAGAGAUCUUUCCGGAUCAUCAAAAUACACUGGAAUGUUUCAAGCAACAAAGGAGAUAUUCAGGGAAGAGGGUUUACCGGGUUUUUGGCGUGGUAAUGUCCCAGCUUUACUUAUGGUUAUGCCAUAUACUGCCAUACAAUUUGCAGUUCUACACAAAUUGAAAACAUUUGUUUCUGGUUCUUCCAAGACAGCUGAUCACAUUAAUUUAAGCCCCUACCUUUCUUACAUCAGCGGUGCCUUAGCAGGGUGUGCAGCUACUCUUGGAUCUUAUCCUUUUGAUCUUCUGCGGACUAUAUUAGCUUCACAAGGUGAACCUAAGAUUUAUCCCAACAUGAGAUCAGCAACUUUUGAUAUACUUAGAACUCGUGGCUUCAGAGGAUUGUAUGCUGGGUUGUCACCAACACUGGUUGAGAUCAUUCCUUAUGCUGGCUUGCAAUUUGGAACAUAUGAUACGUUUAAGCGUUGGUGCAUGGCUUGGAACAACUUGAGAUCUUCCAGUAUAAGCUCAACCACGGGUGAUAGCCUUUCAAGUUUUCAACUUUUCAUUUGUGGCCUAGCAGCUGGCACAUGUGCAAAACUCGUAUGUCAUCCGCUUGAUGUAGUCAAGAAAAGAUUCCAGAUUGAAGGACUACAGCGGCACCCAAAGUACGGUGCUCGAGUAGAACAGCGUGCUUAUAGGAACUUGUUUGAUGCCUUACAUCGGAUUUUGAAGUCAGAGGGUUGGCAUGGUCUUUAUAAGGGAAUUGUUCCAUCAACAAUCAAAGCUGCACCAGCUGGUGCUGUAACAUUUGUGGCUUACGAGUUUACAUCAGAUUGGUUAGAGUCCAUUUUUACUUCAACCUAACCCAGAUUUCCAUUUUUAUUUUCCUUCUCAUCUAUUACAUAAUUCAUUCUUUUCCCUGGAUUUUUGAAAGGCCCUCUUAGAAUAAGGGGAAAAAAGAGAGGGAAGGGAGGUAUCCUGUUAUUACAUUCAAUUUUGUCAUCAUUCAUAAGCAUUGAGUACGUAUGAUUUAGAGUAUAAAAUUCAGUGGUGAAAUCAAUAUGUAGAGUUGCUUCUUA
This is a messenger RNA of Gossypium raimondii (Peruvian cotton), 1632 nucleotides long. RefSeq names its product mitochondrial thiamine diphosphate carrier 2. Bases 419 to 1417 code for a protein of 332 amino acids. Gene Ontology annotation, molecular function: thiamine transmembrane transporter activity. Lineage: Eukaryota; Viridiplantae; Streptophyta; Magnoliopsida; Malvales; Malvaceae. The transcript is spliced from 7 exons. Gene Ontology annotation, cellular component: mitochondrial inner membrane. The record is from RefSeq and is a predicted model, not a curated record. Gene Ontology annotation, biological process: thiamine pyrophosphate transmembrane transport.